Messenger RNA from Pocillopora meandrina, 25635 nucleotides. The record is from the annotation of a GenBank genome assembly. NCBI's taxonomy places the organism in Eukaryota, Metazoa, Cnidaria, Anthozoa, Scleractinia, Pocilloporidae.
AUGGCUACAGAAAGAAGUCCAAUUAAAGUUCCAUGUGAAAAUGAAGACUUACCUGAAAAAGAAAAUGCACCAGAUUUUGAUGAGGACACUUUGCGAGGUGAGUUGUGUUGAGCUUCAGCUUCAGUUAUUGUUAGAACUUCUUCUAUUCCACCAUUUUCAAGAAUGUAUGCAGAUGUGGAGAAGGAUAUAAUUAUACACUGUAUUAAUACUUUAAAAGAUAUUUGGACAGUUAUGACUCUCUUCUAUGAUUAUAAUAUGCUGUUCAUUUAAAGGAUCUAUGACACAGAAACCUUUGUUAUUUUCUUUUCUAAAAGUUCAAAGCAAGUACACUGUACACAAAGUUAUAAUAAGUAAAUACUUUAUUUGAUCAUGGUACAACAUCCAUUUUGUAAGUCUGCAUUAUAGUUACCAUCAUCAUCAUCAUCAUCAUCAUCAUCUUCCCAUUAUAAUUCAACAAUCAAUUGAAAACUUCAACCUCCCCCCCCUUCCUUUUCACCUGGGCAACCCACAAGCAUUAGCAUUUGAUCAUCCAAGCCAAACAAGGGGGGGGGGGGGAAUUGAACCUUGCCUCACUACAUUGGGAAAUUUGAAUCAGAAGUGUCAAGACUUUAUAAUAGAAUACAAGUGUUAUAUCGAUCUCUAACUGUCGAGGUGUUUAAGGUAAAAAAUGCACUUUUACUAGCAAAUGGCUGAGAAGGUAAAAAGUCUACAAGGUUUAGGUUUUAUGCUUAAUCAUCAUCAUCAUCAUCAUCAUCACCAUUGUUACCCACAUUAUAAGCAUUAUCAUAACUAUCAUCUUUUUUAUCAUUUUUCUUAUCAUUUAGGCAAUAACAUACUGUUUGUCUAUAUUGUAAUAUUGCUUCUGGUUGUUUAAUGCUUGCAACAUUUGGAUCUUAUUGACUCAUUAACCAUCUAAAUGUAUUGAAAGCAGAAGACUCUUCUACACCUAUAAUUAUGCCAACUCUUCCUGAUUAUCUGGGAGUCUCACAGUCACUGAAGCAGACUCUGAGGGUCUCCCACAUGGGUCAUCAAACUUUCAAGAUAAAAGAGGAUUUGGUUCAGCUCCACACAGAAACAUCACAUUCGAACUCCAGAUUUCCCACAUCUAAUGUUAUCUGCCCUUUUAUUAAUAUUAGGGUUCUUAUCUUAAUUUUCUUGACUGCACUUAGACUGUUUCAAAGUAGGGAUUACACUUUCUUCUAAACAACAACCACAACAGUAACUGAGUCUGAUUGGUUGAGUUUUCAACCAAAAAAUCUCUCAUGAAUUUACUGAGAGGGGUCUUUCCUGUGAAGGGGGAGAGGGAGGGGGGACUGCACACAUUAUCUAAGCUUUACAGGGGAUAGGUUACGUCAGGCAGAUGCAAAAGUGGCAUCUGGCGCUAAAGGAAAAAUCUGCAGAUUUUGAAUCUCCAGAUCUUGGCAGUUCUGCCUAUAUUCACUAAUAAUUAUUAACUACAACCACAGACGUUUUUAAAUUUUUUCUUUGCAGCCACAGCUGAUGUUUAUAGGAAUAAAGGAAAUGAGGCCUUCAAGAAAGGAGAUUUCAUCAAUGCUAUUCAUUUUUACACCAAAGGAAUUAAAAUGAACUGCAAUGACAAAGAACUAAAGGCCAAACUGUACAACAACAGAGCUAUUUCACAUUUUAAACUUGGUAAGAUGAUGAGAGCUUUAAUAUGCAUUUUUUUCCCUUUUGAAGCUAUUGGUCUGUUAAUAGUAGUUUUCUGAAAAAGGUGAUAAUUUUGAAUGUAGGCCUUGUCUUGGCCUCUUAAACAUACAAAGAAGUAACCUCUUACCCCAGAUAUCAGUGAGCAUCACAAGUUUUCCCUAAAAUUGUUGUAAUGGUGGUUGGUUAAAAUGCUACUUGUAUGGCUGAUCAGAGAUAUUUAUUUCAAUAACAGGAAAUCGCCAGUAUAUUCACUACGGAAUGCAGAAGCAGCCAUUGAGUUAACUCCAACUUUCCUUGAGGCAAUAAUAUGAGAGGUUAGAUAUGAUAGCUGUGCUAUAAUAAUAAUAAUAAUAAUAAUAAUAAUAAUAAUAAUAAUAAUAAUAAUAAUAAUAAUUUCAGUUCUAAUAGACUCCUUCUUUUGCUCUUACAAAGCGCUAAAACACUUGAAACAUCAGCUUUAGAAAUUCUUUACAGUGGCCAAUUUACGUUAUCAACUCAGUUAAUGAAACCAGAUAAUCUCUUUCUAACAGUCUCUGCUUUUUUUCUGAUUGCAUUUUUUAAUGUCAAUGGCUUUAGUUCUAUGAACUCAAACUAAGUGCAGUUUAUUAAAUCCACUUGGUUUUAAUUUUACAAGAAUAUACAAAAUCAAUCAGUAUCAUAUUUUUCAGUUAUAAAAUAAACUAUUUGUUUUUUAUACUCACAGGAUGAAUGGUUUGGCAAGCUUGAAAACAGCUUUCAGGGUGAAUCUGGCCUUUAAAAUGAUGCAAAAGUUCAAUCCUUCAAAGAACCUGCAGAAAAAAAGCAAUGAAUGAGACAUUACAGUUUAAUUUAUAUCAUUUAUUUACUAAAAUCUGUCAGAUAAAACCAUAUUCUGUACUCUACCAGCAAAAUAAUUGUAAUACAUCCACUGAUAUAAAAAGUUAUCAGCAUCAUAAGGUGCAUUUUACCAGUACCAGUAUAAUUCACCAAAUUUAUCAUCUGACUUCUGACUUUGUUGAUUUGGUUGCUAAUAUUUGAAGUAGGUAUAUGUUUCCAUCAGUACAAACUUCUCUUACCUAUUUUUUAAUAGUUUGUAAAAUUUCUUUGCCAAUUGAAUCAAACAAAGGUUUGCAUCAUCAUCCUCUCCAUGGAUAACAACUGUGAAUUUGUCAGUGACAAGAGUUUUCUUGAUGUACUCUUCUACAUUCUGAAUUCAGAGAUCAAACAAAGAUGAUUAACCCACAUUAUAGUUAUAAUGAAUAAAGCUUUGCACCAUCUUCCUUUACAUGAAUAACAACUGUGAAGUUGUCUGUGACAAGAUUUUCUUGACGUACUGAGUACAUCAGGAAAAAUCUUGUCACUGACUUCUACAUUUCUGAAUUCAGAGAUCAAACAAAGAUGAUUAACCCACAUGUAGUUAAUGAUUGGUAAUACAAGAUGUAAAAUCUUGGAUUACAGGAAACAAAAAAUUUACCUUAAUUUCAAUGCAUUUUGCACAAAAGGGAAUAACUGAAUUGUAUAUAACCAUCAUGUGAGUAUCUACACUGCACUUUCAACUGGAUCCCAAAUAUCCUGAGCAGAGCGUGCAUCUAAUUACCACCUUAGAAAGUUUUCUUUUGGAUAACAUAGUCAUUAACAUAGUUUAGUCAUUAACAUAGAAUUAAAGAAAUACUCUCACUUGGGAGCAGAGAUUGUCAGUAAGCAUCUUUGAUUUUGACCUUCGGAACAGUUUUGAUACCAAAGGUACCUUCCCACCGUUCAAAAGGAAAACAUCAUUGCCUGAUUCAUCACAGUGAUCUGAAUAAAGAAAUAUUGAAAACUCCUUUCAGAAAAGAUUAUCAUACCACUUUUAAGACUUAUUUUCUUAAACUACAUGAACCAAACACUCAAGCCCUUGGGAUUUCAAUCACUCACCACUUUUUGUGAAGAAAGAGCUGACAUCAUAUUCAUCACAAGUAAGAUGAGAUUGCUCCAAAGCAAUGCAAUGUACUUCAACCUGUGAGUCUGCAUGGUUUGAAAAAUUUUGGUUAAAUAGUGACAUUUCCUUUUAAUUCAAUUGUAGUUAAUUCAUCAGAGGAAAUCCUUAAAUUAAUUAUACAUUAAUUAUCUCAACCCAGACAAUCACACAACUUUUCACACACCUUGCAGUUGAAAUCUCAUGCAAUACAAAAUGGUUAACAUAAAAAAAACCUUUCACCUUUAGGUAUUUUAUCUAUCAUUCAUAGGAAAAUACUCAUCAGAUACAAGAGCUUACUGUCAGUAAAACCCUGAGCAUGAUAGAAUGUUAUUGCGGCCUUAAAUUUUUCACCACAAAGAUAGUUACAUUACAAUUUACCUUUCUCAAUGUCCUCUGUUGUUGGCCUAACCGCUGAAGACUUUCGUGGCCAUUUGAACCAUCAGGAUUUCUAAUCAAGAAUAAAAUCAUUCAAUCAUUAAUCAAUGAUCAGCCCAUGUUGAUUGAACUUCUUAACCACUGUCUUGAUUUUUAAACAGGUUAACUGUCUACAUUACUUAUUCUAUAGUAAACAUUUUCCUUCUCAUAAGCCUAGGAUGACUGUUAAUGAGCCCACUGAUAAUUUAGGUUAUCCCAAGGAAAAUCAACAGCCACCACUUGCCAAAGGACACUCCUACAUCAUCAUUUGGCAAAUGAAGGUAAAAAUAAAAUCAAUAAAUUUUAAUGAAUGAAUAUACAAAAUUAAAUAAAUCAAAGGUUCUUUUAUACCAAAUGCAAGUUGAACUUUCUACUUCCAAUCUUCUUUCCACUGGGCUCAGGUGAUGAUGGGGACUGGGGAGGUUGAUCAACAGGGGGGUCAGAGCUUUCCUGAACAAGCACUAUAUGAAGAGGUCAAAUGGUUGACAAUUUGAAUGUUUAUUUUUAUGUUUAUUAGAUAUGUAAACAUUCACAGAAAAUUCAUUGAUUAUUCCCCAUGAUAAAACAUCAACUAUAUUUCACUCAUGGCGAGGUUUAUACUGAGUCUACAAAUGCAUAAUAAUUGCAAAUGACUCUUUCUUCAGCUUAACCCUAUUUAACAUGUUCCUUCUUCCUGUAAUAUUCACACAUCAUCUGGCAAACAGGUAGUGAGAAUUCUCAAACUUAUCUGGUAGAACUUUUUACCUUGAUCUAAUCAAAUACUCAUAACUAAUUUACAAGGAAAUGUGUAGCAGCUAAUGGGGAGAAUUAACAUUCAGAUAUUUAAGUUAAAGAGUUAAAACACUGGCAAAUUUUACAAAAGUUAACUAUCCUAAGUAAUAACAGAUUGAGAGAAUAUUCCAACUGGAAUAUACAAAAGGCUAACCGCAGCCCUUGGCUGAACUACUUGCAAUAGAACAUACUCAUUAAACAGCAGUAAUUACCUUCUUGACUGGGGACAUCAAUUGCUGGGGAGGCCUUGUAUUUCUGAGCUGGAAUUGGAGUCCCUCCUCCAGGCUCAAAGACUGCAUUAAGACAAAAAGCUAACUAUCCUAAGUAAGAACAGAUUGGGAUAAUAGUCCAUUGAGGAUACAAAAGGCUAAUGGAAACCAUGGCUGAACUUAUUACAAUAGAGCAUACUCAUGAAACAGCAGUGAUUACCUUCUUGACUGGGGACAUGGACUGGAGUUCCUCCCUCAGGCUCACAGACUGCAGUAAGACUCUAACUUGGUGUCACUUCACUAUAGGAUGAUGUCAAGAUUCCAAACACAUUUAAAGAUGAUGCACUUCUAUUACCAAAAUCUCUCUCUGACUGUUUACCCUGCUUGCUACCCUUACAACAACGUCCCGCAGGCUUGAUGUGGCUGCUUCUAUUAUGCUUCCAAUGUAAAGGUCAAGCUGCUGUUCACUGAUUUUUAUUGACUCUCUAGAACUGGGAGUAGCAUUCUGAAAGUAAUACAUUGUUAUAAUUAUUUCUUAGCAGAAAAACUGUGAAAGAGAAAAGUAUAAAUAAACUUCCCAUUUGCUGUUAUAAUAUUACUGACAAUGAUUAAUUUAAAAAGGUAUUUAAAAGUUAUGAUUGAUUCUUUUGAUACAAAUUGUUCCUGAAGCACAGCAUGCACUACACUUAUUUGAAACCCCAUUUGAAGCCAGCCAGUGUAGACAUAAUUCUAUAUUUAAACUCAAGAACCGGGUACUUAAUAGGCUCCUAGCUUUAAGGCAGCUAAUGCAUCAAGUUUAAAAUGAAAAAAGUUACAUGUUUUUUACGUAUUUAAAAGGAGAAAAGACACUUUAGAAAAGUAAAGUAGAAACUAUUACCCUGGUCUUGAUUCCUUUAGAGGUUCAAGUAGUUCAUGUAUGAUAUUCACACUAAAUCUUAAUUCUUUAGAGUUCUGUCACAAUAUACAGACUGGUAAACCAAAAGCUGGUAAAUCCUUAUAGGUUCAUGCAUAGUGGACUCAAAGAGAUUUGAUAAACAGGGUUUGAAAAUAAGGAGAAUCUAGUGCACUUUAGACAAGGUUAGUUAGUUUCCAAUUGGGAAAUGUUGAAAAUAAGCUAAAAAGUGCGCCAUUGCAAUGUGUAAAAUAAUCCAACUGCGCUCUUUCUUAAAAAAGGUAGAUUAUUGCAUUUCUAUGACAAUGAGACCCUCACCAUAUAAAUUGAGUGUCCAGCAAUUCGACAAAGAAACGGCCGCCAUACUAAAGUGAACGUUUGAAGAAAAUGAACGAGCAGCUGAAGAUUUCUUUCCUCUCUAUCGAUCACUUAGAGUUCUCCUUCACGUUUUUGGACAGAGAUACUCUGUCCAAUACUCUCUAAUACUCUCCUUUCAUAACGUCUGCCAGACGAUCGAUUGGGAUCGUUAGAGAAGUUCGCCAUGUUUUAGCCUUAAAUUUACUCCCUGCCCCUCCCCUGUAAAGACAGUGUUUUGACUCGUAACCAGGGUCCACGCCGUGCCCUGACACUUUUCUUGGGAAGAUUCCUUUUAAGUCAAGAGUGGCGAUCAUCCCCAAAAAUUGAAAAAGUUAUUUCGAACAAAAAGAAUAACGAAUGAGAUUAGCAAUUCAGUAUAAACGGAACCUCGCUAGUAAAUAAGUCUCCAGCCUGUAAGCGCGCGCAAAAAUACCGCACUAUAGCACAAAAACCUUCUUGUUUAGAUAUUCCAUCUUGCAAUGUUUUCCAUGGUGCUAUGUUGUCUUGAAAAUAUUUCGUUUUGUGCCUAUCCCUUGUCCACACCUACCUAGUAUCCUUUCCACCUGCUACAGUCUGAGAUUCUUGAUAACUUUGCUCCUGAAUGAAGCGCGCGCAUUUUAUUCUCAUUUCACGCGUGAAAAGAUCCACUUGCCCCGACAAAAUCUUUCCGAAUUCUCAUUGUUCUUCAUUCUGCGCAUCUUGAUUUGGCAGACUUUUAUGUUUAUUAGUUAGCGGUAGCUGUCAAUAAUUAAGAAUAGGAUUUCCUUGCGCUUGCUUUGGUACCCGCCCUUUGGAGUUUUUUUGGUUCCCAGCUCCGUUUUUUUUUCCAUGCUCCGCGUUCAUUUCAGUGUUACUUUUCACUUGAGUUUUGGGGAUAUGAGUCCAAUCAAAAAAACAGUAGUGAAAACACUUGCGUGAUGCAUAGAAUUUGUUCAAGGAGAAGCUAAGUGAUCGCAAAAGUAACAUUACAAACACCGCGCAAAAUGUUGAUUUUAUCUAUUAUAUAUUAUUAUAUAUUAUUUCCGCUUUAAUAUUACUUUUAGCUAACCCUUUCCCAUUAUUCAGUUAUUUAUUUUUGGCAUCAAAUUUCCUUGCGUUUACAUCUGGUCCUUCAUUCCCUACGCUUAGUCUCUUGGCUUCCUCUUCCAACACAUAUGAAUUCUCCUUUUUCUUCUAAUAUAAAGACAACUCAACUUUAUGUAUGCAGGAGCCCAAAGGCCUGGCACACGACAAAUUCCGAAUGUGUCCGACGAAAUAUAGCUAGGAGCUUAUUUCAACCACCCUAAGUACAAAAAAAUUAACAACGAAUAGUACUCACGUUUACAGGGCUCAUCUCUUUGAUUGCUUCCAUCACUUUCUUCAAUUUUCCUCCGAAUGACUUAUGAAGCGCCUAACUCCAACCAACGGAAAGUUAUAAUGACGGGUUGUAAUUUUCGCGCGUCGUGAUUACGUAACAGACGAGAUAAUAAACCAAUCAACAGAUUAGCAAGUAUACGUAACUUUUACCUCGUUUUCAGGCGCCUUUGCUCUGGUUCAGGAAAGGGCGGGAAACUGCCCGAGUGCGCAAACUGCUGGGGAGGAGGUUAUUGACAGAUUUUAAUAAAUGUUCGCCCAUUGACUACCUCAAAGCGAUUGCAAAAGCAACAGACAAGUCCAAGAAACGAGACUGAGAAAGAUCGGGAGCUUAUCAGGAAAAACAAAGGGGUGCGUCGUUCCGCAGGUAAACCAGUAUAGGGCUGCCGGUUUCUUUGGCCACCACGAUGCGCUGACCACUGACCGCGAGAAUUUAACACAGACUUCUCGCAAAUAAAGGGUUCUGGAUAGAAGAGUGAGAAAGAUCGGGAGCUUUCCAGGAAAUAAUGAAAAGAGCGCGUCCUCCCGCAAGAAAACCAAGUCUGCAAGCAAGCUGUUUUGUCGUUGAUGCUUAGUUUGCUUGCGAACAUAUGAAAAUGAGAGAAACAUAUGAGUGCUAAGUUCUACUUCGUACGUAGCAUGAAACCACUUGGCUAUAAAUUAACAAACAUUCCUCGCCAAAAGUAAGCUUCGCUCAUCGACCUGUAAAUGAUACAAAAGAGAUGAUAUUAAACCUUUGACCACAAGCAGUGACCACUAAGUAAUUUUGGCCACAAGUUCAUUACACAGUUUGACGGAGAGGCAAUGAAAAGACAAAAAGUGACUAAACUGGAUUGAAACUUUGAUAUCACAGCAAAUUGUCUAUAUCAAAAAGCAUGUUCUGUAUGCUCUUUUUCUGUUACAUGCCUAACAACUCACAUCCUAUCACGUACCAUUAAAACAGCGUCCGAAGUCCGUUAGAACAUACCCAGUCGUUGCACUACAUGAACAUUAGUCAAUUUUUUACGUGCUUGAAUUGUAUUCCACCAACCAAAUUCGCAUCUACGCGCGCCCGGGUAUUAUUCACUAUUCAUGACUCAUUUCCUCGGGAAAGUUCACAAUGUAUCAUCAACUUUUGGUUUUCCUGAGAAUGUCACGCAAUGGUAAAAACAUCAGUAUGGUCGUAAAACAAAAAGUGAGUCAUUUGGAUCCUGUCGCAGUCGAGUAAACAUCUUUGGUGGCAGCGAGAAAUUUUUAACGCUUGCCAUCCCCAGCUCGAAGCGUUGCUUCUAAGUUAUCACGAGCUAAAUUUCAGAGGAGUAAAAUCAAAAUAUUCCUACGUCGUGAGAUCACUAGGAAAAGAGUACCCUCUCGACACCGUUCGUGUUAUAAGUCACCUUCUGAAGAAGUCAUCAAAAUAUCUUCGGUCUUGCAAAAUUUUACAAAUUUAACAGGUUCUUAAGGACGAAUUCAACGCUGCAUCGCUGACGAAACGUCGUUUUAAGGUAAGCUCUGAAAUAAUUAAUUAGACCAAGUGGAUUUUUGUCUCACCCACUCGCAGUGUUCCAUCAGUAACAUUGCCAGUUUGUAUUAACAAAAAAAAACUUUUUACAUUGUAAAAUAAAGACAAUCCGGUAUGAGGCGUGGGGUCCUGGUUUCAUAUAGGUCUUUCAGCAAAGUGAGCCGGCAACAACACACUAGACCAUAUGAUCGCAGACAAGAGCAAGUUAUGAAAAUGUUAUCGAUCUAAAGUGCUGUGUCCCUGCUUACUCUAUUUCUUAGAAGAAUAUUUAGUGAGAACCGAGAAAACUGAGUGUUACGAGAUAAUCUGAAGCCUUUUUCCUUUUUAUUUUGAUUAUAAACUACCGUCUACGUGUUACAUCCUGUUCUCAUUAAAGAAAUUGAAAGAGGGAGCAGUUGUCAUAAACACAUGUUUCGAGGGGAAGAUGUAAAACGCUCCUUGCUUAUUAAAUGAUACAAAACUUGACAGGUAUUUUCAGUCAGAGAAAAAUUUAAGGCAACAAAUCAAAAUACGAAUUCUUUGACACAUUAUUUGACUUCUUCUGAAAAAAUGUAGGUUAUAUUAAGAACAUAGCGUAGCUGAAUAUUUAUCAGCACACCUUUGGAAAAUGAAAAUAAGCUGAAAUCUAGCUCGCACAUACAUUCUGGAACAAAUGAUCGUCUUCUUUGCUCUUUUUUUUUUGUCCUACAUAAAUUAACAAGCAAACCCCUGCUCCUCGUUCUUUUUCGUCAUAACUCGAGUCGAAAAUCUUACGAAAAUUUGAAAUGGGUUUGCCUAAUUGCGUUUGUUUGUUCCACAUAAAAUCAUGAGUGCACCACGUGCUACCUGUUCGAGUUUUUCAUUGAAAGCAUUUUGGAUGGCGAAUAUUUAUCUAUUAGUUUAGUUUGAAAUGACAAAAGGAUAUAGCCUAAUAUGAAAGAAAGAAAACAUUACAAUUAAUCCAAGUCAUUUCGUUAGUGCCAUACCUCCUGACUGUGGUGUACUCAAAGUUCUACGGAGCAUGCCCGAAGGUGUUAGGUUGCAAAAACAACAUGGCGCGAUCGGUAAGAUGUAAAGAUCUUGUAGAUUAUAAUGCACUAAAUAAUCUUUCCUCAGCGAAUUUUGAAACAGCUUCUAAAGGCAAAAUAAAAUAUAAACCCGGGGUAAAAUUGUAUCAAGUGGAAAGAAUUGCCAGCAAGCGGAAAUCGUCGGACAAAGUUUCGCAUAUUAUCAUGAUAAUUGUGCAGAGUUGAAAACAGUGGACUGCUGAUUUUAUGACCAGCGUAUUUGCGUGUGGACUAUAAUUAAUCAGAUUUAAAUUACACACCGUAAUAUGCGUGGCUAAAUUUCCAAAGUAGCUACCAAAACAAUGAAAAAAAGAGUGCCGAUACGGCGAGCGUUUUCUACAUUUUUCGCCUUGUUGUGAGACAUCCUUGGUGAAAAUCUUUGAAGGAUCUUUAACGAUCCUACAAGAUCUUUAUCAGAACCUUUGAAGAUCUUCAAAGCUCUUGUUCAGAUCUUCAAGGAUCUUUCAUUUUCUUGCCAAGAUCUUCAAGGAUGUUUCGUUUUCUUGCUAGGAUCUUCAAGGAUCUUCAAUGUUCUUGUCAAGAUCUUCAAGGACCUUUCAUUUUCUUGCCAAGAUCUUCAAGGAUCUUUAAUUUUCCUGUCAAGAUCCUUGAAGAUCUUGUCCGGAUCUCCAAAGAUUUUGACAAGAACUUUAAAGAUCCUUUAAAGAUAUUUGAAAACUCUUUGAGGAUCUUCCAAAUUCUUGUUAAGAUCUUUGAGGAUCUCUCAUUUUCUUGCCAGGAUCUUUAAGGAUCUUUUACUUUCCUCUCAAGAUCGUUCAGGAUCUUGGCAGGAAAAUUUUGAAGAUCCGUAAAGAUCUUGGCAAGAAAAUUAAACAUCUUGGAAAAUAAAAAAAAUAAAGAAAAUAAAAGACCCCUGAAGAUCUUGGCAAGAAAAUCAAAGAUCUUUGAAGAUCUUGGCAAGAAAAAGAAAGAUCCUUGAAGAUUUGAACAUUUAUUUUUUAUCCCAUACAUUUCUUUAUAAUUGUUUCUUGGCCAAGGCGUGGAGAGGUCAAGUAUCAUCGAUACCUCGGAUUUCUGGUAAUGGAAGACUACCUUGUCGUCUCAAAUAGAGUUAAUUAAUACUUAGAAACGAAAUUACCAUCAGAAAAGCAAGUACAAGGAGGCAGUUGGGAGGGGGAUUUUUGGGAUAUGUAUAUUUCUUUUUCUUUUGCUUCCAUGACCUAGUCUACUGAUUACAAAUUUUAUUUCGCCAAUUAAAUUCCAUUUUGCCAAAUGAGACUUCGCUCCAUCACGUGUCGUUUCCUUGUAAACAACUUGCAUUUAGUCACGUAUUCUGGCCGCAGUAUCCAAACCCACUGGAAAAAAUUCACACUAAAUGCUACUGAUAGUGAACUUUUAACGCAAUUCUCCUGCGUUCUGACUUUUUCUACAAAUAAACUCGGCUUUUAACUGCCUUGGACUUAAUCCAAUCAUGUGUUUAUUCCUUGUAAACAACCUGCAUUUUAUAAGGUAUUUCACACACAGUGGGCAAAGGCCAGAUAGCAACAACUAAUCAAGGAGCCCCCUCUCAAAUAUUAUCAUUUUCUCUUGUGAAAUGUAUCUUCAUUUGGUCGAGAUCGCAGUAUAAUUAUCUUUGGUUAGAGUCUAUUGGAGAUGCAACAGAGUUUCAGUUUGCUUUUCGUAGUAAGAUUACAUGGAAUUGUAUUUUUCAGGCAUCUAACUGUAGACGAAUAAUUUUAAUUUUCUCUCUGUUGGAGGAACAGCAGUAAGCGUGGUCUCUUUCGCAACUAUUAUUUGGUCUCAUCACGCUACGCGCUCUCUCUCCGUCGGGGAAUAGAUGGCGUUGUGUGACGAGACCAAACAACUGCUGCGAAGGAGAAAACAGUAAGCGUGGCACCAAUCCAUUUUAUUUUUGCUUAGAAGUAUUUAGACAGUAGAGAAAAUAGACCACAAGAUACCUGUGUGAGUUCAGCCAAAUUGUCUUUUUUCUCUCUCUCUUAAGGUGAAGUAAUGCAAUAUUUUCGAUCUUUUAUAAAGUUAUGCUCUUUUUCUGUUACGAAAAUGAAAACAUUAGGUACACAAAGUGUCCCAUCUCAUCCCACCCGGUCAAAAAAAAUAACUCUUGCAUGCUACGCAUGCCUAUGUUUUUACUUGGAAGCCAGAAAAUUCACAAUACACCAGAUUAGUGUAAGUGACAUUAGUGCAUUACCAUUACCUUGCUUUCUUGAGCUGUACUGGGAAAUAUUGGCACUAUGACAUUUCUAUACUGCCGUAACCUUGAGCCAAUAUUCCCUGGUAAAGACUCGAGCUCCAAUGGUUAGUAAGAAGUUCGUAUAUACACUGGAUAUGCAUCUCAGGCUAUUUUGAAUUCCAGAACAAUUGAUUUCCUUGUUACUCUACAUUUCUUGAAAUUUUUUGUAGGUGAAGACAGCCAGCAAGGAUUUUAUGAUAUUUGAAAAACAACCAGUCUAGAUUAUCAGGAUAAUGAAAGUUAGCAUCAAAGACAAAUCAUUUCUGUGCACAAAACAAUGUAAACAUGAAAUAAUUGCAAAAACAAUUAGUUUAAUAUACAUAUACUGGUAAACCACAAACAUCAGCACCUGUACCAAAUUGAAAUCAAUAUCAACAUACAUCAGCAUGUACUAGUGUAUAUAUUUCAUUGUUUUUCCUGUCUAACUAACAGCCAGCUGCACAAAUAUGGAUGUCGGUUCAACUGGAGGAAAUUGAAUAAAAAACUUACAUAUUUUGUAAGUUUUGAUCAGUAAUCCCUAUUUAAAAAUCAGAUAAGAGAAUUUACUUUGGUUUUGUAUAAGUUGUUUCUUAUGAGAUAGGACUCAGCAUAAACUCUCUCCUCUUGUGGAGACAUGGUGGCCUUAUGAUUAGUGAGGUGGAGUCAGGGUCAAGAGAUCUGCAUUUGUAACCUGGCCAGGUCAUGUGUUUUGUUUUUGUGCAAAAUAAUUUACUCUCGCAGUACCCCUCUCCACCCAGGAGUAUAAAUGGGUACCAGAAAUUACUCAGGGGAGCCUGAUGAAAUGGCAGGAGGAAAGGGGGGGGGGUUACCAUGGGGCGGACUGUCAUCAUGUCUAGGGAGGAGUAAUAAUACCUAGUCGCUUCAUGUGAGGAAUCCAGGAUUAUAAGCUAAGGGCCUGAAUAGGCCACUCUUAAAUACAGACUUUACCUUACUACCUACUACAGCCUCUGAUUUAAGUAACUUCUAUUGCUGCUUUUACAAAUUAUAUGAACUUCCAACAUACACAUGAUGAUUUUUGCCCAAUUUAUCUCAGUCAAUUAGGACUGUCUUGUAAAUCUUGAAAUUUUAAAAAAUCCAGACAGAGGCGGAGUUUCAAAAAAAGUUUCAAAAAUCCAGACAGAGGCAGAGUUUUCUAUAUUAUAGUAGGCUUCCUGCCAUCUGACGAGACGCGUAAUUAAGCACACAGUGGUAAAGGGCCCUUCCGUAGUAGCUACAAGAAGCUGACAAAACUUUUUGUACCUUUUCACUACUGCCUAAGUAGUGCACAUCACUGCGAAGAUCACUUUCAUUCAAAACUUUUUCUCUCUACCGAAAAUCACAUCAAAAUUUGUCCUUGCUAAAUUUCAAGUGUGCUGCACGUAUCAGCUCCCCCCGGGAACCCCUAUGUAUAAGAGGGUGAGGAUGCGCGCCGGGAAUUUCGAAAACGACCCCUAUAAAAUUAUAAAAGGUACCUGAGUCUUAUCCGUGUGGGAGUGGCAAGAACUGACAUCUACCCCUAUAAAGUGCCAAUUUAAACACAAAAAAAUUUAAUCUCAAAAAUAAGAACUUCUUUAUCGAUGUGCUCUAGAGGCUCAAGUCAGAUCAUUAAAAUCGUCCUAGUGCCUAUUAAAUGCUUAUUUCAGGUAUUUGAUUGAGCGAAAAACACCCUAAAAGGUACCCGCUAAGUCUCUGGCUGUCCACUAAAGUUUGAGACACCGUAAAAGGUACCAGAUCACUGAUUUUGACCCCUGAAAGGUACGACAAGCAUCCUCACCCAUUUCCGAUCGCCUCCUCCCCCACCCUCCCCCACCAACCCUGUCAGCACCUAAAAAAAAAAAGAUGUGAUUUGCCAAUUACGAGCCGUCAGUCUCACCUCGUAAAAUUCACGUAAACUGGUUAUUUACUAAUAAAAACUUUAGGCACUGAUCUGUCAGAUUUUUUUUUUUAUGCGGAAAAAAUCUGUCCUGCUUCAGGCAGGACGGCUGUACUUUUUUUUGUUUUGUUCGUCUUGACAUAAUUUGGUAGGGAUUAAAAUAACUGUACGUCUGCAUUUGUGAAACAGACUAUACAAGUCCAGAACUCGAUGUGUGCACUUCUAGUGUAGUAAGUAUUCUUUUGUAACAUGGCGAAAGAUCUUGCGAUGUCUACUGUUCAAGCCUUUUUCUCUUUUCAAAGAGGCAUCAGAAUUAUUUUCAUGUCAAAUUUGCAGUAAACUGCUUGCGUGCCAUCCUUUGUUUUCAAGGUGUCCGACCAGGUAUGACUGAAAAUGGCACCUCACUUUGAUAGGAAUCCUUUUGUUGUUGCUUCUUACUUCCUGGAAUUAUCACUUGAAAUUCGCUCGGUAAUGUAAAAAAAAAAAAACAAUAACAACGCGAGCAUGGGCUUAAUGUAAGAAAACAAAUCGUGCAAUUGGCAAAAUACCCCCCCCCCCCAUCAAAAAUCUAAUGGUCUGUCAAUAAGGUACCUUUUACAUUAUUCCAAAAUGGGUUUCAUCCCGGAAUGAAAUGAAUUUCAUACCGCGUUUACAUGCAAGAUAGUUUAGAUUAUAAAAACAAGUAGUAAAAACAAGUAUUUACGUCCCUUUCCUAUGCUUCUCUCGCUCCUAAAAAGGAUUCAUACAGAUAUGAGUGUCGAACCGCGUUUACUUUAUACAGGUACAAAAGGUCAUCCAAAAUAAGUGUUUCGUUCUGGAAUGAAAACCUCAAUAAACUCAUUCAGAAAUGACUCUUUUCGAAUAAUUUUACUCUGGUAUCAUGUGGCAACCGGGAUGAACUCUUUCUUGAACAAAACUCAUUUCGAUAUCGUGUAAAAGGCCCCUAAGAGUUUUUAUUCCCAGAGCAUCAUGCUUUGCUUUCCUGCCAGAACACUAUAAAUUUCAAUUGCGUUGAAGCAACAGCCCGCUUUGAACUGCUACGCUGCCACUGAAACAACGAUUAGUGACCACAAAAGUAACAUAUUGUAAUAUUGUCAAUUCAACAUAAACAAAAAUCUUCAUACAGGGUAAAUAUUCAUUUGUGUUGGUAUCAAUUAUUGCGUGACUAGCUUCUCACAUAACUGGCAUGGGAUAGGGGAAAACACAACGUAAAUACCCAAGCGCAAUAUAAUGACCGAAACAGCUUAAUGGUCUUAUAAAAUCAUAAAUAAACUAGGUAAGAGUGUUAUGUUAGAUUUUUUUUACAAAUUGUAGUGAUUUAUGCCUCGAUAUGUCAAUAAAAGGUGGCGACAAGUAGGCACACCAUGUAUAUUUCAUUGUCGCUAGCAAGUAAAUUUUGUCGGACUUUGAGUUCGUCUCACGAUAGAACAACACAAUUACACAAGAAAAUUUUUACAGUAACGUUAUAACCAUCCCUUUGUUUUAAAAGCUAGAAGCUCAGUAGAUUCUGUCAUUUCGGUCACUGUUAAAACUGUCUUUGUUUUGAUGCUACUUUUCGACAUAGAAAAAGUAUGUCGGACAAAAAUAUUCACCAAAAAAUAAAUAUUUUUUUUCCAGCCUCAAUAAUGUCAGGGGCUUAAGUUAAGAUGAUAAAACAAAGGAUUAUGCCGACAGAAAUACCGGAGGUCAAGUAAAUUCGUUACAUGAGGUCACACAAUUCGGGUAAUAUUCAGAGUGAAAAUUUGCAUAUUUGAGCGGUCGAACGAAAAAAAUCAUUUCUCAGAAACUAAAAUAUUUUCACAAAAAAACUGCACCACAAUUAUUAGGACAUAUGAGGCUACAAAAUAUGAAAGUAGGAGAGGAAACGAAUUUGGCCGACUUGCCGCUGUUGGUGUGAUGCAUGUUGAUAUUAGCUCUUAACUGGCUUCUGGUUUUGUGUCUAUGUAUCCCUCCCAUUCUCAGAAGGGAAAAAAUAUUUAUUUUGCCACUGGGUAAUAUGUUGAGAUGAUGUUUACAAUCAUUUUCAAUCACCUUUUUUUCAGGCCAGGAUGACUUAAAAGAACAACUUUUUAAGAAGCAUCAGUCUUCUUACAGUUGCUAUGGCUACAGGAAGAAGUUCAAUUAAAGUUCCAUGUGAAAAUGAAGACUUACCUGACAAAGAAAAUGCACCAGAUUUUGACGAGGACACUUUACGAGGUGAGCAAGGUUCAACUUCGGCUUCAGUAAUUGCUAGAACAAUUUCUAGUGGAUCAGUUUCAAGAAUGCCAGCAGAUGUGGGAAAGGAUAUAUACAGUGUAUGACCGCUUUAAAGGAUAUUUGGCCAGUCAUGACUCUCUUCUAUGAUUACAAUAUGCUGUUCAUUGAGAAGAUCUAUGACACAGAAACCUUUGUUAUUUUCUUUUCUAACAGUGCAGAGCAGUAACACAAAGUUAUAAUAAGUUAAGACUUUAUUUGAUCAUCAUAUAACAUCCAUUGUGUAAGUUUGCAUCAUAGGUACCAUCAUCAUCAUCUUUCUAUUUCAGUGAAACAUAAUCACUUUGAAACCUUAACAUUCCCUCCUUUCUCCUCGAGCAACCCACAGGCAUUUGAUCUUCAUCCAAGCCAAAGAGGGUGGGGAGGGGGGGAGGGGGUUUAACCCUGCCUGACUGGCGUUAGGGAAUUUGAAUAAAAACUGUCACAUCUAAUUUCCAGUAGAGUACAAGUGUUAAUUAUCAUUGAAUAUGGAGGUGUUUAAGGCAGAUAGUGCUCUUUCACUAACAACUGUCUCAGAAGAAAUAAGGCUUCAAGGUCUAGGUUUUAAAGCUUGGUCAAUUAGUUUUUAAAGCUUGAUCAAUUAGUUGAAAGUGAAAUUGCUAAUUAUUUCGCCUUUUACAUAAGAUUGUGUGGGGCAUUUGAACAUUUUAUUAAUUUUGCCCAGGGAAUAGGAAUAUUAGGAAAACUAUAUCCAAAAUCUCUCAUCUCCAGGGGUUUGCCUCAAGUUGAGUGAUGCUUAAUUCUCAUCAUUAUUCUUACCCAUGUUGUCACCUACAUUGUUAGCAUCAUCAUAACUAUUGAAAAUCUGCGGAUUUUAAAUCUCCAGAUCUUAACAGCUCUGACUAUACACGAAUAAUUAUUAACUACGACCACAGACUUUGACACCCAUUUUUAAAUUUUUUUUCGAAUUAUUUUAUUUUUUCUUUGCAGCCACAGCUGAUGUUUAUAGGAAUGAGGGUAAUGAGGCCUUCAAGAAAGGAGAUUUCAUCAAUGCUAUUCAUUUUUACACCAAAGGAAUUAAAAUGAACUGCAAUGACAAAGAACUGAAGGCCAAACUGCACAACAACAGGGCAAUCGCACAUUCUAAACUUGGUAAGAUGAUGAGAGCUUUAAUAUGCAUUUUUUUACUAUUUUGAAGCUAUUGAGUUGUCAGUAGUAGUUUUCUGAAAAAGGUGAUAAUUUUGAAUGCAUGCCCGGAAAAUUUUACAUCUUAUCUUGGCCUCUCAAAUAUACAAAGAAGUAACUUCUUACCCCAGAUAUCAAUGAGCAUCACAAGUUUUUCCCAAAAUUAUAGUAAUGGUAGUUGGUUUGCAACAUGUAUGGUUAAUCAGAGAUAUUUAUUUCAAUAACAGGAAAUCACCAGGAUUCACUAAGGGAUGCAGAAGCAGCCAUUGAGUUAAAUCCAACUUUCCUUAAGGCAAUUGUGAGAGGUUAGAUAUGGUAGCUGUACUAUAAUAAUAAUAAUAAAAAAGAACUCAACACUCUAAGGUUAAAUGAGGUUAAAUGGAUUUCAUCUUGUCUAAAUGGACUUUAAUUAAGAGGUCGAGACCACCCUGAUGUACGUUUGAAUCUUGCUCUUGACUGCUACGCCAUUACUUCCAUUAAUCAUGAUGAGAAUAUUAUUUUGAACGGGAUGAAGAACUCAAUGCGGAAUGCAAAGCAAAAUUUCAGCAUGAAUAUUUUAGUUCCUUAAGUUCAAUGAGUCACAGGUGUCAGAUAUGUUAAGAGCGUGUCCACGAGAGCACCGGGCAGUCGUGCUACAUGCCAUCUCACCGAUUUCAAUGAAACUUUGCCAGUUUAAAGGGUCUACCCCAAAACUCAAAAAGACAAACUGGUUUCUGUUUUGGUUUUUUUUCCGGGGGGAGAUAGACCACCCCCCCGGUUUUUCUUGGUUUUCACCAAGGAAAUCGCUUCAAAUAGGUAUAAUGUAUGAAGCUCUCACCGCGAUGGUAUUCAACUGAUUACUUUGAGGAUUUACACACAUAUUUUUUACAUCCUUUGUUAAUGUCUGCUGCGAGUAUCAGUCAGUUUGAUUGAUAACUUGUCAAUCAACAGAGGUAAAUAUACGGCAGUGUUUUUAGACUUUUCGAUUUAUCCAAAUAUUUGACAACUUUGAGGUCAAAUAUCUCCCAUUGCCAGAAAGCUACAACACUAAUCUUAAUUACCCUUUAUAACCCAUCAUUUCAUCUCUGAAAAUCAUCAAAAAACUAUUUGGGUACUACCGUAUUUUUGUUUUGGAUGCCUUUUAAAAUCUGCGACUGUGACAAGUUUCUCUUAACUACACCUGUCACGCAAUUCUUGCUCUAGGCGGUCACUUGACAAAAUAAACCUACAUUUUUUUGUUCUUUAUACAAGAUGAUUGAUCAAGAAAGGUUAAAAAUGUUAAAAACUUUCGAGAUUUUUUGUAGGAAUGGAAAAUUUGAUAAUUUGACGAGUAACCUUCCUGCAAAUUUCCCUUGAUGAAAUCCCAAGACAUAGUCAGUUGUUUUCGUGAGCAAAGACAAUAAAUAUGAAAGAAAAGUGAGAUGCAAAUGCCUUUUUUUUUUUUUUUUUUUAGCUUAAUAGUAGCUGUACCCUCUCUUGCAGUCUUCGUCUAAAUUUUGAAAGGUCCCUCCUUAUCUUCUGCCUUGUGCGGUCAGUUUCGAAUUCUGAAGCUAGAUCAUCGGUAUCGGCCUCUCCGUCCUCAUUCAUAUUUACAGAGGAGGACCUCAUCAAUAAACCUCUUUUUGUUACGGCAGAUAACCUGCUGAAGUAUCGAGCGAUUUGCUGCUGUAUCAACCGGUGAGUAUCACUGCACGAACUGAGAAAGUAAAAACUUGUAUUUAUCUCCCACGCGUUUCGUCUUACAAUAGUAGACUUCAUCAAGGAUUUUUUCAAGUAGGGUAAAUAAGCUUGCUCAUAUACAAAUAGUAAGUAAGUUGUCUCUUUGCUAUUGAAGCCAGUGGAUAGAAUUCGCCAGGUGCGCCUACGGUGUUAUACAUGCGUGACAUUUUCCAGACGUUACAUGUACGAGUAAGUGAUCCGUUUGAGGGUCACAGAUUUAGGGUAAAUAUUUCACCCCUCAACAUCACGCAAUGUCUCCAGUUUAUAGAGGUCUUAGAACGUUUCAUUAUAUGGAGUUGCCUUCUGCGGGUAGAAGGCUACAAGCGAAUUUCUCAGGCGUAAUUGCCUUUGAUUUCUUAAUUGAUGUUGUCGCAAACCUAGUUUUUGGGAAUCACAAGACAAAAAAAAAAAACUAUCAGGACCUAGUUUCGUGUUCUAAUGGAAAUAAAUAGCAAAUAAAAACACAUUUUCUUGAGAAAUAAAGUCACAAAUGACGGGGGUUCUCUGAAACAAAUAGUGAUAGAAAAGGAUUUCAGUUCUGGUCAAUAUUGACUUUUCCCGGCCAACUUCCAAGUCUGAGGGAACGCACUGAGGGAAUAAAAAAACAUAAAUGUGUGGUAAUGCAAGCAAGAGAAUAAAAAUCCAAAUAAAGAAAAAGGAGAAAACAUAGGAACCCGUGUUGCAGCGUGCAGAUAACUUUCGAGCCAGACCUACAAACCUAAGCCCGACACCACCCAGAGAAACUCGAAAGAAUCCUGUAUAUGAACUAGCUCGCACGUGCACACAGGAAAGGCCAUGACAAUCAGCGAAAAUGAUAGCAAUGCAAAUGAUAUUUGCAGUCAAAAAACAGAAAAAUAAGAUAACAGAAGGAUUAAGAACUUUUUAGAAGUAUCUUCUUGAAAAAAAAAGAUGAACAAUUUUUACUUCUCAUGAAAAGUCACGCAGUAACCCUACAAAUACUAUUUCUAUACGUGGAAUUUCUUGAUGGUGGAAAGUGGAAAAAACAUUUUCCAGUCUUAUUUUCUGGAAACAUGGCGUAGUUAAUGAAUUUAUGGGGCUAUUGAUAUUUCCUAUCAAAUAAGGGGGGCAGAGUUUCCCGUCAUGCGCGGUAUGGAAAAGCCGAAGUUGUUACACUCGGGAACUUGUACGUCAACAAGCAGGCGACAUGUGACUUUAAAAUCUCCUCUCCUGUUACAGUUUCCUUAUUGUAAAUUGUGCGAUAAUGAUAAUAGACGAUCAAAGUAUAGGCUAAUGAAUGUUUUGUUCUGUACCCUAUGUCCUGACUUUAGCAAAUCUUGAAAGUAAUAAACGACUGAAGAAAGAAACGCAACGAUUUUCCCAUUGAUUUUUCGUCAACAUGCAUCUUUCUAAACGUGAAAUUUUCCAUUCCUACAAAAAAUCUCGAAAGUUUUUAACAUUUUUAACCUUUCUUGAUCAAUCAUCUUGUAUAAAGAACUAAAAAAUGUAGGUUUAUUUUGUCAAGUGACCGCCUAGAGCAAGAAUUGCGUGACAGGUGUAGUUGAGAGAAACUUGUCACAAUCGCAGAUUUUAGAAGGUAUCCAAGACAAAAAUACGGUAGUGCCCAAAGAUUUUUUUGAUGAUUUUCAGAGAUGAAAUGAUGGGUUAUAAAGGGUAAUUAAGAUUAGUCUUGUAGCUUUCUGGCAAUGGGAGAUAUUUGACCUCAAAGUUGUAAAAUAUUUAGAUGAAUCGAAAAGUCUAAAAAUACAGUCGUAUAUUUGCCUCUGUUGAUUGACAAGCCGUCAAUCAAACUGACUGAUGUUCGCGGCGGCCAUUAGCUAAGGAUGUAAAAAUAUGUGUGCAAAUCCUCAAAGUAAUCAGUUAAAUACCAUCGCAGUGAGAGCUUCAUAUAUUUUACCUAUCUGAAGCGAUUUCAGUAGUGAAACCCAAGAAAAACCAGGGGUGGUCUAUCUCCCCACGGAAAAAACAAAACAGAAACCAGUCUUUUUUUUUUUUUUUUUAGUUUUGGGGUAGAGCCUUUAAACUGACAAAGUUUCGUUGAAAUCGGUGAGAUGGCAUGUAGCACGACCGCCCGGUGCUCUCGUGGACACGCUCUUAAGUCACUAUCUAGCUGUUUUAGAAAAAGGAUCAGGACUUACCUAACUCUUAGUGUUUUUUGUGGGAAGUUGUUGAUCCCAAUUUAAGUGUUCUUAGAAGUUUCAGUUGUCUGUAAAGCUAAAUAAAUCUAACUGAAACCUAAUAGGGCCUGUUUAUUCUUUUCCGUUUAGUUUCUUUGUUUUGUUUUGUUUUGUCUUUUUUUUUUCUUCUCGUCUGUAAUGAUUUCAAUGGUUUCAGGUUCUUUUCUCAGAAUUGAGCUACAGUAAUAGUAUGCUUCUUUGUGUUGUUGCCUACAGGAGCCGCUGCUUGUGUUGAAUUGAAGAGAUUUGAAGAAGCAAUCACUUGGUGUGAUAAGGGACUAGCUGUAUCCUUUGAAAGAAUCGUUCAUUUUUAACCGUGGGUAUAAAAAAAAGUUUCCAUAAUUUGAUGUUUCAAGGGAGAAAAUACAAAGAAGGGUAUUAAUUAUGAUGGGAACUUGUCAGCUCAUAUACUUUAAGUGUGUGUGAUUAAUAAUAUAGGAGACGUUAUAACCUCAUGACUUAUUAAUGAAAUUACUCCUUUUAGCCAAUUUGACUUAGUUCUACUAUCCAUGCCAAUAACUGUUAUAUUAGUUUAAAUCACCCUUUAAUUUCCAUACCAUUUGCCUAGAAACGAUAAUAACAAAGUAGUUUGCAUUUAAAAAGCAGCAAUGUUUUUAUCAUAACAAGGUCACCCUUAAUCAUCGCUCUUGUUCAGAGGCUUGGGAACCAAGAACGCAAAUGUUAAAAUGGACUAUUACAUAUCAAUAUGAUCAGAAACAUAAUCUUUUUUGUUUUUUCCACAUUUUUUACCCUUAACAUAAAAAAGAAUGACAAAAACAAUAGGAUCUUGUUGUCAUUAAGACUUCUGUCUGUCAGUGAAGUGGGAGAUACGUCCAUGGAGGAAAAAGAUCCUAUUAGUCAUGACCAUGGUUGUGCAAGUUCAGGUGAUGUCAAGAAAGUCAUAGAUCUCUAUAAUCGGGGAGAAGAAGCCAUAGAGUACCUACACCUAUAUCUUAAAAAAGCUAAAGAAGUAGGAGACAAGCAUGGGGAGGGUGACGCUUAUGGCAGUCUUGGCAAUGCUUAUCACCGUCUGGGUGAUUUCAAAAAAGCCAUAGAGUACUACAACCUACAUCUUAAAAUAGCUAAAGAACUAGGAGACAAGCAUGGGGAGGGUAACGCUUAUGGCAAUCUUGGCAAUGCUUAUCACCGUCUGGGUGAUUUCAAAAAAGCCAUAGAGUACCACAACCUACAUCUUAAAAUAGCUAAAGAAGUAGGAGACAAGCAUGGGGAGGGUAACGCUUAUGGCAAUCUUGGCAAUGCUUAUCACCGUCUGGGUGAUUUCAAAAAAGCCAUAGAGUACUACAACCUAGAUCUUAAAAUAGCUAAGGAAGUAGGAGACAAGCAUGGGGAGGGUAAAACUUAUGGCAAUCUUGGCAAUGCUUAUAUUAGUCUGGGUGAUUUCAAAAAAGCCAUAGAGUACCACAACCUACAUCUUAAAAUAGCUAAAGAACUAGGAGACAAGCAUGGGGAGGGUAACGCUUAUGGCAAUCUUGGCAAUGCUUAUCACCGUCUGGGUGAUUUCAAAAAAGCCAUAGAGUACCACAACCUACAUCUUAAAAUAGCUAAAGAAGUAGGAGACAAGCAUGGGGAGGGUAACGCUUAUGGCAAUCUUGGCAAUGCUUAUUUUAGUCUGGGUGAUUUCAAAAAAGCCAUAGAGUACCACAACCUACAUCUUAAAAUAGCUAAAGAAGUAGGAGACAAGCAUGGGGAGGGUAACGCUUAUGGCAAUCUUGGCAAUGCUUAUAUUAGUCUGGGUGAUUUCAAAAAAGCCAUAGAGUACCACAACCUACAUCUUAAAAUAGCUAAAGAACUAGGAGACAAGCAUGGGGAGGGUAACGCUUAUGGCAAUCUUGGCAAUGCUUAUAUUAGUCUGGGUGAUUUCAAAAAAGCCAUAGAGUACCACAACCUACAUCUUAAAAUAGCUAAAGAACUAGGAGACAAGCAUGGGGAGGGUAACGCUUAUGGCAAUCUUAGCAAUGCUUAUGACAGUCUGGGUGAUUUCAAAAAAGCCAUAGAGUACCACAACCUACAUCUUAAAAUAGCUAAAGAACUAGGAGACAAGCAUGGGGAGGGUAACGCUUAUGGCAAUCUUGGCAAUGCUUAUUUUAGUCUGGGUGAUUUCAAAAAAGCCAUAGAGUACCACAACCUACAUCUUAAAAUAGCUAAAGAAGUAGGAGACAAGCAUGGGGAGGGUAACGCUUAUGGCAAUCUUGGCAAUGCUUAUCACCGUCUGGGUGAUUUCAAAAAAGCCAUAGAGUACUACAACCUAGAUCUUAAAAUAGCUAAAGAAGUAGGAGACAAGCAUGGGGAGGGUAAAACUUAUGGCAAUCUUGGCAAUGCUUAUAUUAGUCUGGGUGAUUUCAAAAAAGCCAUAGAGUACUACAACCUACAUCUUAAAAUAGCUAAAGAAGUAGGAGACAAGCAUGGGGAGGGUAAAGCUUAUGGCAAUCUUGGCAAUGCUUAUGACAGUCUGGGUGAUUUCAAAAAAGCCAUAGAGUACCACAACCUACAUCUUAAAAUAGCUAAAGAAGUAGGAGACAAGCAUGGGGAGGGUAAUGCUUAUGGCAAUCUUGGCAAUGCUUAUCGCAGUCUGGGUGAUUUAAAAAAAGCCAUAGAGUACUACAACCUAGCUCUUAAAAUAGCUAAAGAAGUAGGAGACAAAUCCUUUGAGGCAAUGGCCUACUCUUCACUAGGAUGCGUUUUUGAGUUGCAAGGUGGACUGCCAAAAGCCGUUGAACAUUAUCAAGCUAGCAUAAACUUAUUCAAUUCCUUGAGAGUACUUCUAAAAUCUAAAGAUGAGUGGAAAGUUAAUUUUCGAAAUCAGCAUCAAAUGGCGUAUACGGGUUUGUGGAGAGUUCUCGUAGAACAAGGUAAUGUAGAUGAAGCCUUAUUUGUUGCUGAGAAAGGACGAGCUCAAGCUCUGACCGACCUCAUGGAAUCCAGUUUUUGUGGUGGAACAAGUCACCACAAGGGAGAAGAUGAAGAUUUCACAGUUUUAAAAAACGUUCCAUCAAACACUGUCUUUCAGGCAGUGGACAAAGCUAUUGUCAAUCUUUGGGUUGUUUCCGAAGGAAAACAAAUUCGGUUAAGGCAAAGUAAACUCAAAGGUUUUGUUUCAGAGAAUAGUGGAGUUAGCCAGUCCUUUGAGUCGUUCAUGCUCGGUGUCUACACACAACUUGGUGUUCGUUCUAAUGUGAGAUGCGAGAAUCGAUCUUUAGAUGCUUUGAGGGAGGGCCGUUCAAAAGUGGAUGAGAAAACCAAAGAAGACAGCCCUCGACCUCCCAUCCAACAAAAAGAAUGCUUGAGCACUUUGUAUGAUACCGUCAUGAAGCCAGUGGCUGACCUGGUUCAAGGGGAUGAGCUAGUCAUUAUUCCCGAUGGACCCCUGUGGCUUGCUCCUUACGCUGCAUUGAAGAAUGGUAAUUCUAAUUACCUGUGUGAAUCGUUCACAAUCCGACUCGCUCCAUCGUUAACAAGUCUUAGACUCAUCGCCGAUUGCCCAGAUGAUUAUCACAAAAGCAGUGGCGCGUUGCUCGUAGGAGAUCCGUGGGUAGCCGAGGUUACUAACAGCGAGGGAGAGAAAGUCCUCGAGCAGCUUCCGUGUGCUAAAGAAGAAGUAGAAAUGAUCGGAAAAAUUCUGAAUAUCACGCCAAUCACUGGCAGUCAGGCCACGAAACGUGAGGUGUUGAAAAGACUCAGUUCCGUUUCCUUAGUUCACUUUGCGGCACACGGAUGUAUGGAAACUGGCGAAAUUGCUCUUACACCUGACCCACACCGAAUAUCCACUGUGCCAACGGAGGAGGAUUACAUUUUAACAACUGGAGAUGUGCUGAAUGCUCAACUUCGGGCCAAACUUGUUGUGCUUAGUUGCUGCCACAGCGGCCAGGGCGAAAUCAAGGCUGAAGGUGUGGUUGGCAUUGCGCGCGCUUUUAUGGGGGCUGGUGCUCGGUCUGUUGUGGUGUCCCUGUGGGCGAUUGAAGACAAGGCUACUCUUGAGUUCAUGAAAUACUUUUAUCAACAACUUGCAGGAGGUAAACGAGCAAGCGAGUCACUGAACCUGGCCAUGAAAAGCCUCAGAGAAUCAGACAAGUUCUGCGACAUCAAACACUGGGCGCCCUUUUUGCUGAUUGGAGAUGACGUCACUCUUGACUUCAUGGCAAAGGAAAGAGAAAAUUUAAAUAUGAUCACAUAA